AUGGCCGGGAAACAAGUGGACCUCGGCAUCAAGUUGGGGAGACUUGAAGGCCCUACGAAGGGAAAGGGAGAGGAGUUCUCGAAGAAGACCCCUGCAGCGGCGACCUCUUCCGGCGGAAGAAGAGGGAAAGAAGUCUCGGUUAAUGCCGUUAAUCCAGCGCAUGCGGGAUCUCAGCAGUAUUCAGUGAAUUUCGCGCCCGUAUCGCCUUCUAUUGCCGCCUACGCUUCGCUGGCGGCGCAUUAUCAACCUCAACCUCCUGCUCAACCUAUCUACUAUUCAGCUUUAUCGGCUCCACUACCUGUGGCCUCACAAGCGGUCGUCCACCAUUAUACUCCCGCUCCACCUCAAGCCCAACAGUACAAACCCCCGGCUUCGAGAGCUCCUCAGCCGACACAACAGGUCCCGCCCCCGCAAGGUCAACAGGGCGGCAUAGCACAACCGCGACCGCGCAGGCAGUACGCACCCUUGCCAGUCCCGCUCUCCCACAUAUACCGGCAACUUCAUGCGGGCAACAAGAUCGGAACAAUAGCGCCCGGCCCUAACUUCGACCCAACCGCCCAAGACCAGAGCAAACGUUGUGAAUAUCAUCAGGGUGCGCCGGGGCAUACCCUGGAUAACUGCUGGAGGUUACGUGAGAGAAUCCAAGAGAUGAUCGAUGCGAAGGAGCUCUCAUUCAAUGCCGUGAGGGCCCCGAAUGUGCAGGCCAAUCCCCUCCCUGAUCAUGGGUCGAGCUCAGGACCCUCUAUUAAUAUGAUCAGCAUUUGCACCUUAGGGGAGGACGUGAGCGAACAAGACGACCCUUCCCCCUUUGUGAUCGAGUAUGUCCCCGCGGAAGUCACGGUUGGGUUCACGGGGCUUAGUGCCUCGCCUACCCCUUUCGUUAUCUACGUCUCUGCACGGGAGCCGUAUUUGGACAAGAAGGUCCCAUGGGCCUAUGGAGGGAAUGCUAGCAGUCUCGAACACCAGUUCAGUGUCAUGGGCGUGACGCGUUCGGGUCGCGUAUAUGAGAACCCGGAGGGUGUGAACAAGGGAAAGGUUCCCGCCGCCGCAGUAGGUAUGUUACCUAAAGUUAUGCCGAUCCCGCAAAAGAAGGUAACCGAAGAGGAAGCUGAAGCAUUUAUGAAGAUCAUCAAAGCGAGCGAAUACAAAGUGGUUGAGCAAAUGGCCAAGUCCCCAGCCCACAUCUCACUACUCGCUCUCCUCCUCAGCUCGGAGCCACACCGAGAAGCCCUCCUACAGGUAUUGACGAUGGCACAGGUCCCCAAGGAGACGGCUCCAGAUCUCAUUGAAGAGACCGUUGGCUCAAUCUUCUCCAACAACAUCUCAUUCUCGGAUGACGAACUUCCCUCCGAAGGAUGA
This is a messenger RNA of Punica granatum (pomegranate), 1359 nucleotides long. The record is from RefSeq and is a predicted model, not a curated record. NCBI's taxonomy places the organism in Eukaryota, Viridiplantae, Streptophyta, Magnoliopsida, Myrtales, Lythraceae.